UAGACAUUCAAGUAGAUAGCAAUACAUGAAAUUAGAUUGUAGACACUCUGAAAUCUUUUCUUAACAAACCUAAACAAAAACAAGAGAGUCACCUGAAAAUAAAAUUAAAAAAACAGGACACUGGUCUGAAUAAGAACACUAACUUUAUAUUGAUUUUCUCUAUCAAUCUUAAAAUUUGGCAGAAUCAUCAAAGAAAAACAAAGGAUAAAAAUUAUUUAAGAAAAUGAGUGAGACUAUUAUUACUCGAAGUCCUAGUUAAUGUCGGUAUGAUUCAUAAGUAAUUUAAUAUAGAUCUCAUCAUUAAAAAUUUAAUCCUUUCAGUGGUUAGGGAAGACAGACAAUGGUUUUAAGGAGAACAGAUUAAUCACAUAGCAACUAUUACCUUUAAAUGAGGAGUAAACAAUACAUAAGAUAAUUAUUUCAUAAACUAAGAAUUAAAAAGUCUGAAUCUACGUCAGAGCAAGAAAUUUGUUAAUUUAUUUAAUGA
Molecule: messenger RNA, 487 nt
Organism: Paramecium sonneborni
Lineage: Eukaryota; Ciliophora; Oligohymenophorea; Peniculida; Parameciidae
Source: the annotation of a GenBank genome assembly